Molecule: messenger RNA, 4938 nt
Organism: Pungitius pungitius (ninespine stickleback)
Lineage: Eukaryota; Metazoa; Chordata; Actinopteri; Perciformes; Gasterosteidae
Gene: map3k19
Product: mitogen-activated protein kinase kinase kinase 19
Exons: 11
Coding region: 339-3764 (1141 amino acids)
Biological process (GO): protein phosphorylation
Molecular function (GO): protein kinase activity; ATP binding
Source: RefSeq, a predicted model, not a curated record
UCGUGGGUUGAGACGCAGAGAGGACUGAGCAGAUCUCCAAAAGAAGGACUGACGCUGCCAGAAUACCAGCAGAAUACCAGCAGAAUACCAGCAGAAUUCCAACAGAAUACCAGCAGAAUCCCAACAGAAUACCAGCAGAAUUCCAACAGAAUACCAGCAGAAUUCCAACAGAAUACCAGCAGAAUCCCAACAGAAUACCGGUACAACCGUCAGUAUGAAGCAAACAGAGGGACGAGCUCUCUGAGUAAAUUCAAGUAAUUCAAGUCUUGCCAUGGAGGCAGAGUGGACCAAACGGCUCAGAAACAGAUAGGGGAAACCCCCUCUGUUUCCAGAACACCAUGGAAACACUGACAGACAUCAGGCAGGCACACAAGGAGGCCGAGAGGGGAAGCAGGAGAGGAGGUUUGUCCCUACCGAGCCUGGGAGACAGCAGCCGACGCUGCAGCCAUCUGGAUUCUGCUCCCUUACCUGGUUUGCGGAGUACCAGGACCGCUUGCAUGCCGGCUCCCCCCAAAAACAGGCAGAGCACAAGGGGUGUGGUCGCUGCAUCUCCACCCUCCAUCGCCCCGCUGUCCGUAGCCGAGCCCAGGCAGCUCAGCCGUUCAGCCCCCAGCAUCAUGGAACCGCUGUGCUCAACCACUGUGAUGCAGGCCAGAGCACACAUUCAGACCCGCCUGGUCUUCCAAGACACUGUAAAUGAGCAAAAGGGACCUUUGCUGGCGCCGCAUCCCAGAAUGCCCAAGCUGUUGGCCCCUCUAAACAGCCGACCCGGGGACAUUGCUUCUCUGCCGGUGCUAAAGCACCGUGUUCCCCUGAAGCCCAUCAGCCGGAGCGCCCUUUGCUCCAGGACCUGGCUGAGGAGAGAGAGGCUGAUCUGGGGCAGCCCACGCACUGGCCUCCUUAUUACUAAGGGUGGAAGUGAGGAAAGUGGAUCCAGCAGCCAAAGUUCAUGCGACCUGGAGGAUGAGGAAGAUGAGAGCGAUGUGUGUGUGGAAGCUUCAGGGACAAGAAGUAUGAAGUUAAUUGGAGACAGACAUUUGAAGAACGUGAGCUGCACUGAGGUUGGGGAGACACAGCAGCAUUUUGAAGUUCUCUCAAAGACCAGUAGCCUUCCACCCAUCCACAGGUUGGCACAUGGUCUGGAUGGAGAGCCUAUCGAUGGUACAAACUCUCACUGUGAGGCCACCAAUGGCUCUGUUGUUAAAUAUCAGUAUGCACAACAAGAGGAUACUGUAAAUGAGGAAUUAUCCAUCACAUCUGAGUGUAAGGAGAAAAAAAAUAAUUUGGGCUGCACCCCAAAGCCUGACACCAAGAGCAGUCAUGGGAUCCUUUUCCUCAUGAAUAACAACCACGGUGAAGCUAUUGCAGCCUGUGGAGGUACUUACAGGAUCGACCUGCAGCAUAUACAACCCUCAAGAAAAGCAAUAAGGGAUUCCUGUUGUGAGGAAGCAAGGGCAGAUGAUACAAUCCCUCCUGGGGAGGAUGAAAAGCUACCCUCCGUCUCUACGGAUAAGGCAAUUGAGUUGUUUACUCCAGCUAGAACCCUUCCACGGACAGAUACAGAUACCAGGGGAGAUGAGAGGAGGUUGAGGACUUUAAAGCCUGUCCUGAACAACGACAGAAGAACCAGCGUGAAAAGUGAACUAAGAGCCGUCAUUCUAACUACCCAGCAGUCCUUAAGCGUGCUCGCACAAAAAAAUCAAAGCAAUCUCAAUCGGAACAAGUCAGAAAGUAAUGUGAAGAGCUCAACGCAAGGUAAAGACAAAACAAGGAAUGGCCCCGAGCUGAUAAUUAGCGGAGAGACAGUCAAAAACCUCAAGUCAAGGCUAAAUUCUGUUAAAAGUGUUCACUGUCACAUUGGCACCCCGUCACCACGAAAGAAGAUUUCUUAUCAGGGCAAAAGAGGCAAUCCUGACAAGCUAAACAGAGCUCAACAGCAUGCACCAGAGAAGGAGCUGAAGAGCAUUGGGCAGUUGAAGAGACCCGGUGUAGCGGAGCCCUCGAGGUCUAAAUGUACUGCGGACUUCACCACCUACAGAGACAUGUUCCAGGAGAUACAGAAUGGGGGUGAAGCUUUGGCCAUUUACGAGGUGAUUACUGGUCCCGUCUAUGAUAACGAACAAGUUCACAGCUCCCGCGAGAAAGUGAAGGGCAGACAAGUGCAGUCUGCUCCGGCUAGGAAGACACAACAGGGCCAUGAAGUCAAGCACAGGCCGCCGAAACAAGCGCGGAGGAGCAGUCCCAAGGAGAGCGUCGUGAUUUCAGCUAAAAGCAAACCAAAACUGGCAUUCUCUGGGAUGAAACCUCCAUUUGCAGCUGCUCCAAGGAAAGGCCCACACAGAGUAAAGCAGGAUGGACACACAAAGGCCGAGUUAGUUCCUUCCAAAGAUGUUGGACUUUGUCAGAGUAGUGCUCCAGAAACUGCGUUGUCUACGAUCGAGAAGACUCUUUCUAGAUACGGGUCAGAAGCUGUCAAAUCAAAUGACAAAAGAUGGACCGCGCCAGCAGCUUCAUUUCACCAGGAAGAUGACAGUCGCCCACACAUGCAAGAAACCAGAGACCCAGACCGACCGGCUCCUGAGCCCUUAUCAUCUCAAAGCCCCCAACAGCCAAAGAUCACAACCUGGACGCCAUCGUGCAGCAGUAACAGCAUCAUGUCACCGGUCUACCAGAGGUUCCUGGAUGAGGUGGGGGACGGGCCACUUACCGAUGACCUGCUGCAGUGUCUGGCCGAGGAGCUGAUCACAUUGGACCAGAGGAGUGUCUCCACAGGCCCUGAAGUCCUUGAGUUCAACGGGGAAGAUGAUCAUGUUUCAGGAAGAAAGACACUUCUCGAGGAUAAUUCAAUAGACAGGGCUGCGCUGCUUGGCUGUGGGUUGGUCGUAAAUGACACUACCACAUGGACAAAGGGUGAAGUACUUGGCAGAGGCGCGUAUGGGAUCGUCUACUGUGGCCUGACCAGUCGAGGCCAGCUGAUCGCCGUGAAACAAGUGAGCCUCGACUCACUCGAACCGGACCCCGCGAAUGCAGCAGAGUACGGCCGUCUGCAGCGGGAAGUGGAGCUGCUGAAAAACCUCAGACAUGCCAACGUCGUGGGCUUUCUGGGUACCUCGCUGUAUCAGCAUGUGGUUUCCAUCUUCAUGGAAUACAUCCCGGGGGGAUCCAUCGCCAGCAUCCUUCACAGGUUUGGUCCUCUGCCAGAGCGCGUCCUGGCUCUAUACACCCAUCAGAUCCUUGACGGGGUGGCCUACCUUCACCUGAACAGGGUGAUUCAUCGCGACUUGAAGGGCAACAACGUCAUGCUGAUGCCCACUGGCGUCAUCAAGCUGAUAGACUUUGGCUGUGCGCGCCGCCUCAGCUGGCUGAACCACAGCGCCAGCCACAGCGCAGAUCUGCUCAAGUCUGUCCACGGCACACCUUACUGGAUGGCACCGGAGGUCAUCAGUGAGACCGGAUAUGGCAGGAAGUCGGACAUAUGGAGCGUGGGUUGCACAGUGUUUGAGAUGGCCACAGGGAAACCACCGCUGGCGCACAUGGACAAGAUGGCCGCCUUGUUCUACAUCGGUGCUCGGAGAGGGUCGAUGCCCACCUUGCCAACUGGCUUUUCGGAUCCCGCCAGGAAUUUUGUGAAAAUAUGCUUGACCAGUGACCAAAGACUGCGGCCAUCUGCAGACCAGCUGCUGAAGCAUUCAUUCAUCCCCAAACGAGAGGCCGGAGGACACUCAAAGAACUGCUGUGCUCACCCAGAGGGACUCUGUGGUUAGGUUACCCUUAGACACAAAGGUUGAGUUAAAUUAAGACUGAUUAUAGUCUGCCAGGUAUCCCCAGCGAUGCACAAGUAGUGUGGAUGAGAAUUUUGAAAUGCAACAAAAAUAAUAUACAGGUGAAAUUCUAAAAAUUGCGCAAAAGCUCAUUACUUUCAGUAAUUAAACUUAAAAGGUGAAACUAAUAUAUUACAUAGACUCAUUACCUGCAAAGUGAGAUAUUUCAAGGCUUUAUUUGAUAUAAUUUUGAUGAUUAUGGCUAUAUAAUUAACACAUACUAAUUAGUUUCACCUUUUAAGUUUAAUUACUGAAAGUAAUGAGCUUUUGCACGAUGUUCUCAUUUUUUGAGUUUCAUCUGUAGUAACAGGAUCCUUAAGGUAACAUUUAAAUAACUACAGGAGUACUUUUAUACACUUAGUAAUAAAACCUAUAAAAUGUGAAUCAUUUUUUGUAAUACACUGAAUAAUUUCUUUUCAUAGAAAUUCUAUAAAUGUGCCAAUCUUAUGGUAAUUAGAACUAGUUCUCUGCUCUGUGAUUUAUGUACAUUUUGGAAAAACCCAUAUUGCAACACGUUUACAUGAAAAGGUAAAAUACAUCCUAUUUGCUUUCCACUGAUCUGAGUUAACCAGUGUGAAAUUGUAACCAAGAGACAUGAAAGUGGUAAUAUUUUGACAUUGCUAUAAGAAUGUGUGCUAUUCAAAACACCGAAUUUCCUUCAUUAUUAACUACAAACAUGGAUAAUGCACAAUAAAACAACCGCAGCAACAAUCGUUUAUACCGUGUCAGGGUAGUGGCAACUUUGAAGUUUAUUUGUAAUAGUAAAAUGAAAAAAAAAGAUGCAACAAGUGGGUUACACACAUCUGCUCUUCCUCCUUACGCCCAACUGUCAAACCCUAACGGGUCUAAACUGCCUCAGGAUCAAGUAUUUUGAAUAACCCGCUCAGGAACAGAGAGGGCAGUCAGGUCAACAUUUGGGAACAAUAUAGUUUAAUAUAUGAAACUGUUGAGAGAGUGCGAGCGACGUGUUUGAAAUGAUACAUGGCUGGAAACGUAAAUCAGGAAAAACAAGGAAAACUAAGGGACAUCCACACUGCAGAUACUUUGUUUCCCAACUAUGUUCAGCAGGUCAACUGUUCAGGGAUGGAACUGAGCCAGCAAGGGUCAUUUUGCACUA